UCCAUUUCUAACUAUUCCUCGGGCUAGUUUGUGUUUGUGAUCAUAACAGUCUGAAACAGGGUUAAGAUCAGACAACAGCAUGGUAAGCAGUCAGGUAGGGGCCGCAGGACGCGAAAUGCUACCGGUAUCACGCAAAACAAAACAUACCGAAUGUUCCAAUUAUUCGUUUGACGGUUCACCGCUGCCGGGACCGCCUGCCUUGAAUGUAAGUGGACCGAAUCUACCGAUAUCGACGCAGAACACGUCAGACGUGAAAGCAGAAGUUAGAGAUGUGAAGAACGUCUGCGCCACGGAGUCACCAAUCCAAACUGGUCAAAAGAAACAGAAGUCCAUAUCUGAAAGAAAAUACCUUGGUGUCAGAGUGAAAAUGCCUGUGCGGGAUAUGCUCAAAAAUAUACGAAUAGCCAAGGGUAUUGAUCCCAAAGAUCUGCAGGGAAAAUCCAAGGCAUCCAUAGGGGAUAAAAAAAGAGUUAACACUGGUGCAAACUGGAAAAAAUGCCUGAAGAAACGGCAAACAAAGAGUCUGGAGGAGCUUGCAAUUAUAGUUGAAGUGCUGGAAGAGGAUCUUAAGACCUGUCAAUCUUUCAGAUCUUCAAAUAAAAGUCUUUCAGCUUCAUACUUUUCAGAAUAUAGAGAAAAGUUCUGGGGUGAAGAUGCAACCCAACAGAGUUGCAUGACCAUAUAUGGUCAGGAGAAUGAGUUCCCUCUGUCUCCAGGCUAUUUGGUACCAUCAGAGAACUCCCCUGUCCAUUCUGUUUGCAGAUCCUACCCCUCCCCAGCUUAUCAUCAGGGUACUGAUGUCUUCUUGGGGAAUCAGGACGAAUAUAGCAGUUUUGAGUCAGAUGACUACAGGUAUGAAGAUCAGUAUGGAAUGACUUACUCUCCUGCCAAAUCAUCUGAAUACCAUGUGCCCUCUCCACAAGAAUCAUUCCAUUUCAGUCCCAACUCAGAAGCCUGGGAGGUGUCCCCAAAUAAGAUGAACCAUCAACCAUGGCGCAGUUCUCAGCAAGACGAGUGGAGCAGUAUGGCCUUCUUCUGCGCACAAAUGCAAAGAGAAGAAAAUCUGCUUAAGGAAAUACCUGAUCAAGAGCUUCUUGCCAUAGACAACAAUGGAAGAAUCCUCCUACACAGAAUGGUUGAGGAUGGAAAGAGAGCUCUUGUAUAUGUUAUUGCCAGAAGGAUGGCAGCUUUGACAAAACUGGAUAUGACAGAUUCAGAGGGAAAGACUCCCCUUCAUCUUGCUGCACAGAGAAAUCAACACUUCAUGGUGGCUGACUUGCUGUCACUUGGUGCAGAUGUCAAUGAGAAGGACCGAUAUGGGAAAACAUGUCUCCAUCUCAGUGCAGAGAAUGGAUAUAUUAGAGUCUUGGAGGUUCUAAAAGGUUUCAUGAGAAAUGGGAUAUUUAUUAAUUUGGAGGAAAGAGAUGCUAACGGGCUCAGUGCGCUGCAGUGUGCAGCAGUAGCGCUUAACCACACGGUGCGAGAACUGGAGCUAUGCAGGUCUGCAGGCCAGGUCCGGCUGCAUACCCUUCGCAAGGAACAGAUGAUGGAAACACUGGAGUGCCUUCUUCAGAUGGAGAGCCAUUUACACGCUUUGGGGCACCUCAAUGCGAAUAAAAGAGGUGUGGAAGACAUGUGAACAAGCAGCCUCCUUUCAGUCAGAUUAAAUUGAGGCUAUCAACAACAUGACUUACAGUUGGUUUGGUUACCUAAGCUGCUGCUUCUAGCAAGUAAUUUGUCUGCCAAGCAAAGCAGAGUUGUUUUAACUGACGGUAAAUGUUUUUGAGUUAAUACAAGCUUUAACCUACCAUUGAAAGCAAGAUAUACAAAUCUAUUUUAGGAAUCAGUUAUUUUUGUUUUGUUUUGGGGUUUUUUAUAAUAUGUAUAUGUCAUGGUAAAGCUAUGUAUUAUGCAACCGUAGGUUUUGUUCAGUGUUCAGGGGUAAGGCAUGGUGUAUCACUGCACAAAAACACAAUGGUUGCCUGUUAGCUGGUUUCUGUGAAACUUCCACUGUUUGCUACGGUUGAGUAGCAAAUACUUAAGAAUUUGGAAUAAAUAAUGUGGUAUGACCUAUGAGUCUGUUAAACACCACAUUAGAUUCUAUUUGCUCCAAGAGCAAAUAGUUUUGAUAUUGAGGACACUGGCAUGGUUAUGUAUACCUAGAUGUUUCUUUUUAAAUGGAGUUCACCCAAAAAUGAAAAUUUUGCCAUCAUUUACUCACCAUCAUGUAAUUCCAAACCCAUAUUAAUUUUGUUACUUUUGCGAAACACAAAAGGAGAAAUUUUAAUGAAUAUCCCAGUCAAUUGUUUUGUAAUACAAUUGCAGUUCAUAGUGAUUAAAAAAAAAAAAAAAAAAAAAGGCUUAAAAAGGACCGAAAUUGUCAUAAAAAUUAGUCAUACAACUCAUGCAUCAUAUUCCAAGUCUUCAGAAGACAUAUGAUAGGUUUCGGUGGAAACAACCCUUUUUUUAAAGAUACAUUCAGGAUUUUUCAUUUAUGUCGUGGUGGUCAGUAUUACAAUUGCCUUGGUCUUACACUGACACCUAGAGGCCUGGAUGCUGCAUCAUUCAAAUGCAAUAGUUUUCAGUAACCGAUGCAAUUGUAAACCAUCACUACUCACAGUCAGCUAUGAUUCAUUUAAUUCAUGAGUGAAAGUUUUCAAUAACAGGGCAGUUACUGAGAUUAAGUGAGUAGUAUUCAGAUGGUUAUGUGAUCCUAAUAUAGCCACCCCCAUGAGGGGACCCCCUCCAUGUAGAAUAAACAGCUUUUAUAAGGUCGCUGAUAUGACUGGAGUCUUCAUCUCAAUUCACCUCUUAAUUUUUCUGUGAAAAUCUUGAUGUCUGUUGCGUGCUCUGUUGCACGCUGUUGAGCGCUAAGGGAAGCUUGUUCCCAUAUGUGCAUGCGACAACUUCUGUUGUUUAGUGCUAAAACCAAUGCAAGUUCUCUGAUGAACACACAACGGACGUAAAGAUUUUUACUGAACAAUGACUUGUUCAGUAAAAAUGAGUUGUCUCACCAAAACCUAUCAUAUGGCUUCAGUAGCCUUGGAAUAUUACGCACAAGUUGCAUGGACUACUUUUAAUUAUACUUUUGGGUACUUUUUUAAGCUUUAAAGUGAGGCACUGUCAGUGGCGGCUCAUCAGAGGAGGCAAGGGAAGCUGAGCCUCCUCAAAAAUUUAUUCAAAAUGAAUGUAACAACAAAAGUGAUCCAAUAAUCAGUUGUUUUAAUCAAUUUGCCUACUAAAUGUACUAACUCAGAUGCCUUUGAUGAAUAUAUAUAUAUAUAUAUAUAUAU
Messenger RNA from Myxocyprinus asiaticus (Chinese sucker), 3293 nucleotides. RefSeq lists its product as uncharacterized. Gene Ontology annotation, molecular function: POU domain binding; DNA binding. Gene Ontology annotation, cellular component: nucleus. The record is from RefSeq and is a predicted model, not a curated record. The transcript is spliced from 11 exons. Gene Ontology annotation, biological process: regulation of gene expression. The coding region runs from base 80 to 1639 and encodes 519 amino acids. NCBI's taxonomy places the organism in Eukaryota, Metazoa, Chordata, Actinopteri, Cypriniformes, Catostomidae.